CACCUUUAAACUUAUGUAUCGAUCGCUUUCCUUCGCCGCGGUCCACACAGUUCGUCCGUUAUACCGACGGCAACUGGGUACCACCAUUGCACGCUCUCUCUCCACCCAAACCGCACAAAAUAUCAAAACAAACACUAAGCCACGACGCCUCUUCAAAACCAUCUCUGCCAGUGUCGCCCUUACCUCAGUGUCUUUGGGUUACUUAUUAUACCAACCUGGUUUUACAGGUUCUCAUGUCGCAGCGGAAGCUGCUAAUAUUUCUGAUUUCGGUGCCUCUUCCCCUUCCACUGUUGUUGCUGACCUGAAGAAUGAGGAAAGCCGCAUCGCCAUUAGCGGACGACCCACCCAGGAACUCUUGUUAGCCCUUGGCGUCUAUAAAUUGUGUACUUUCCAAUGGCUUGUCGAAGCUGCUCCCCACAUUAUCCAUUUUGCCGAAUCCGUGCAUCUGCUUCAGCCUGUCCUUUGGUUUGUGAAGCAUACCUUUUUCGAACAGUUUUGUGGUGGUGAAAACCCUGAAGAAUGCGUGGAAACCAUGGAUAAGCUCUCGAAAUCUGGUAUCCACUGUAUCCUGGAUCUCAGCGUGGAAGCUGAUCUCCAUCUCGAUGACUCGCAUGUUACUCUGGACGACGGCCUUCAUCAGCACAAAUACUGGCGCGAGGAACAACGGGCUAAUGUCCUCUUGGGUAUGACCAAGAAUUGCAUUCGUACCGCUGCUCAAAGUGGAGCCAAGCUAUCUGCUGCCAAGCCUUUUGCCGCCGUCAAGGUGACCGCUUUUGCCCCACCAGAGUUGCUGUUGCGCCUGAACAACGCUGUUGUUUCCCUCGAGAAGCUGUUUUACGAUAAUCAAGAAAACGGACUCAUUUCUGUCUCUACCUUGGAGAGAGCCCUGCAGCAGUCGUUGCCUCCAGCCCAAUCUCAAGAUCAAGAAGCUCAGAGAUCCGCCGUUUUGGGACAAUUGAAAGAAAAGACACAACACUUGGAUUACCUCACUUUCAGAAAAUUGUUCAGCUUGGAAGGUCCCAACCGUGACAUUUGGUGGAAGACUCAGGAUCAAAAAACAGAGGAUGAUGUGUUGUUGACGAAUUCGGAGAUGGAAGCCUACGACCGAAUGAUGGACAGAGUGGAUCAAGUGUGUGGUUUGGCUCAUGAUUUGAAUGUUGGUAUUAUGAUUGAUGCCGAACAAUCCUAUUUCCAAGAAGCCAUUGAUCAUGUCGCUAUCCAUUUCGAACGCAAAUACAACAAAUUUGAUGCUCAAGGAAACCACUCAGUGACCGUUUUCAAUACCUAUCAAAUGUACACUAAAGCCUCCUCCAAGAAACUGCAAAUGGACGUUGAAUACUCCAAGCGCGAAAACUUUGCUUUUGCUGCCAAGCUGGUUCGUGGCGCUUACAUGGUUUCUGAACGCAAACGUGCUAUAGAGUUCAACUAUCCCUCACCUAUUCACGAUUCUCAUGAAGAUACCAAUACAUGCUUCAAUAAUGGUGUGCGAUACUUGCUUGGUGAACUGCAUGACUUCCAAGAGAAAUCCGGCAAGCCUUUGUCCGCAUCUACCGCUCCCAUUGUCUUCAUGGUAGCCAGCCAUAACCGUGAAUCCGUUAUUAUGACAGUCGAGGAAAUGGAACGCCGUAACAUCUUACCUACCGCGGGUGUUGUGCACUUUGGUCAAUUGUACGGUAUGCAAGAUCAGUUAUCCUACACUUUGGGCAAGAACCACUAUUCCAUCUACAAAUAUCUUCCUUACGGCACCGUUGAAGAAGUGAUACCCUAUUUGUUGCGUCGUGCCCAGGAGAACUCGUCUGUGUUAGGAAGUGUUGGCAAGGAAAGAAGUUUGAUGUGGGAGGAAGUGAAGGAUCGUCUUGCUGGCUCUCUCCGUUCUCCAGCAAAAGGAAGCAUCUCUGCCUCCGGAACCACCGCUAAAUCAGCGUAAAUUGCCGCCAACCCAUACAGGAUCAUCACAUUCGGAUGCUUCCUAUUGUUCCCCUAUUUCUCUCUAUUUUUGGUAUAGACACUACAUUAAUUAUAUUCAACUUUGUG
Molecule: messenger RNA, 2034 nt
Organism: Radiomyces spectabilis
Lineage: Eukaryota; Fungi; Mucoromycota; Mucoromycetes; Mucorales; Radiomycetaceae
Product: FAD-linked oxidoreductase-like protein
Exons: 3
Coding region: 14-1927 (637 amino acids)
Cellular component (GO): mitochondrion
Molecular function (GO): FAD binding; proline dehydrogenase activity
Source: RefSeq, a predicted model, not a curated record